Salvia hispanica is the source of this 1085-nucleotide messenger RNA. NCBI's taxonomy places the organism in Eukaryota, Viridiplantae, Streptophyta, Magnoliopsida, Lamiales, Lamiaceae. The record is from RefSeq and is a predicted model, not a curated record.
AUGUUCAUUUUCCAAAGUCCAAACAAACAAGUCAUAAGAAAUGAUCUUCAGCAGAAAGAUCACCUCAAAUCUAGACACAUGUAGAGAGAGAGUUGAGAGAGAUGCCUUUCAACAGCGUGUUGUUAAUUUCAACGGCGACCAGAUCGGCGGAGGUGUGGCAGCAGCUGGCGUGUUUGCCGGAGCGGAUUAGCAGCGAUGAGAUGGUCGAUUUGGUGGUGUGUUUCCCUCUGCAGCAGCUCGGGCGCUGGGCUCUCUACGUCUGGACCUACCUCUGCGUCUCUCCCUACCCCCACCGCCACCACUACGAGGCUUCCUACACCAGCGACGAUGAUUCCGAUUACGAUGACGCCGACGCCGCCGGACCCUCUUCUUCCGGAAAUCACGACUAUCACUACUGCCUUUACUGCAACAACCAAAACACUGCCGAGAUCAGUUAUGUCAUGCUCUUUCUAUCUGCAGGCCAGCGUGUGUGUCUUGAACGAGCUGGGAACGACAGAUGCUAAGGCAGAAAACAAACUUCCCCAUUAGUCUACUGUGUUGGGAGAAAGCCAGCUUCAACUUGUGUGGUAGAGUCCGUAUCAUCAAAUUUAUGUUUCCAAGACUUGUGAAAGAAAACAUAAAAUGAACUUGCAAAUCUACCAAGGUCAACUGGCCUGAGACACAUUCACACGUGGACCUCUGGCCACCGGCUCGAGUCAAAGCAAGCCGGAGCCGAGGGUGGUACGAGGGGAGCAUAAAAAUUGAACAACGGGCAUUCUUCGCCUUGCAUUGAAGAAUAAGGUGUCUACACUGUCGGAUGUCCUUAGUCAUCGAAAUGAAGUCGAGCAUUGUGGAGCGCAUAUCCCACAAUGCACUAUUAUUUUUGGCACCUCAUGAAGAGGUAGCCAAAUGCCUUUAAAACGAGCAUAUUGCUCCACACCAUUUCCAAUAUUGUCAAUAUAUAUAUUUUUCAUUCAUUAAUGUUUUAGCUAUUUUUCAAGUGUGUUAAAAAUAUAAAGUUUUUAGCUUUUUGAUGUCUUUUGCUCUUCAUGUAUUUGUUUGAAAUAUAUAAUUUUUAUAUCUCAAAUAAAAGAAAUUUUAAGACA